CUCCACCGUUAGAUGGCGCGCCUCGUCGCUUUUCCGGUGAAGAAACUUCUCUCUGUUGUUGUACAUGAGAAUGGCGACGCGUGCUAAAGCAGGUCGUGGGGCAAAGCGCAAGGCAGACGUGAUUGCAGAGGCAGCGCCCGUGGCAAAGCAGGAUAAAGGAAACAAGGGUGAACGGGAGGAUGAUGAAGGCCAGAGAGUCAUCAUCGAACACUGUAAAAGCUGACGUGUGUAUGGGCGGAAUGCCGAUACUGUGCGUGAGGCUCUCCUCUCCGCACAUCCUGAGCUUCAUGUGGUGCUCAACCCCGAGAAGCCUCGACGCAACAGCUUUGAGGUCACUCUAAUCGAGGGGAAGAAAGAGUUGGUGUUGUGGACUGGUCUCAAGAAAGGUCCUCCCCGUAAACUGAAGUUUCCAGAGCCCGCUGAGGUUGUAACUGCCCUGGAGGAUGCCCUAAAGAGCAAGUAGAAAUUGUGAGGAAAGUUAAUCGUCUUGAGUUUCUUGGAUGCAUAAUGAUGAGGAUGGACCAAAUGGAUGACUUCCAGUCUGUUCUCUGAUGUGUUUAGCACCCUAACCUGGAUCAUUGCUGCCUCCUCAUGAUCUUCUGUUUACUUCUUUUUGAGUUCACAAGCUGAUGUGUGUUCUUUACUUUAACCGUGGUUAUAUUAUUAGACGUUUCUGUAGACUUAUGCUUCAUUACUUCUUGGGAAAUGGGUUUGGUACACUAUGGCCAAAAUUAUGUGGACAGCAGACCAUCACACCAUCGUGUGAUGUCCUUGAACAACCCAUUCCAGAUUUCUUUUCUUUUUCUGUUUAGAAUAAGCUCCAGUCUUCUGUGAAGGCUUUCCACUAGAUUUUGGUGUAUUGCUGUGGGAAUUUGUGUUCAUUCAGCUAUAUUAGUGAGGUCAGGCACUGAUGUUUAGUGAGGAGGCCUGGGGUGCAGUUCAUCCCACGGGUGUUGGGGUUGAGGUCGAGGUCAGGGCUCUGAAGAUCACUCAAGUUCUUCCGCUCCAACCUCAGCAAACCAUGUCUCCGUUUACCUCCUUUUGUGCACAGGGACAUUGUCAUGCUUUGGGAUUGCCUCCUUAGUUCACUGAAGAGAAAUUGUAAUGCUACAGCAUACAAAGCCACCUUAUACAAUCGUUUGCUUCAAACUUUGUGCCAGCGUUUUGAGGAAGACCCACAUAUGGGUGUGAUGGUUAAGUAUCCACAUACUUUUGGCCAUAUAGUGUAUGUUUGGUAUAUUAAAAUCUGCUAUAAACACCGUUUUGAAUUCGUAAACGUCUACUGUGUUGUGUAUAAAAGCGAUUU
Ictalurus furcatus (blue catfish) is the source of this 1306-nucleotide messenger RNA. It is a transcript of the gene selenoh, whose product is annotated as selenoprotein H. NCBI's taxonomy places the organism in Eukaryota, Metazoa, Chordata, Actinopteri, Siluriformes, Ictaluridae. The record is from RefSeq and is a predicted model, not a curated record. The transcript has 5 exons. Gene Ontology annotation, cellular component: Golgi apparatus.